UGAAGUUGACAACACUCAUUCAAGUUCUGCAAGUGAUUCAUUAUCUCAUUCAAGUUCUGAAAGGGAUUCAUCAUCCGAUUUGGAUGAUUCACUUGGAGAGUUGCUUUUAAUUAUAAAACUAAAUGAAUAUCACUCGCGUUUACAUAAAGAGCCAUGUUUGACUUCACAACUCUCAGGUCACCCAUUUGUGAUAGAGUUGUUGCAUGGAUAUCCAAAUAGAUUAUUUAAUUUUGCUAGAAUGGAUAAGAACACAUUUAUGAAUUGUGUUCGACAUUGAGGGACUUGGAUUUCUUACAAGAUGAUAGAUCAAUUUGUCUCGAAGAGUCAGUGUGCAUGUUUUUGCAUACUAUUGGGCAUACAACUCUUAAUAAGAUGAUUGCUGAGAAAUUUCAACAUUCUAAAGAAACCGUAUCUAGACAAUUUAAUAGAGUUCUCAAAGAAGUAUGUCGAGUUGGUACUCAAAUAAUUCAACCUCUAAAUAUGGAUGCGACACCUCCUGAAAUCAUGAGAAAUCCUAAUUACCACCCAUGGAUUGAUGGAACACAUAUCAGUGCAUGGGCUUCUGCAUCAAAACAAGUUUCAUAUCGAGGCACAAAAGUUGAAGUGACACAAAAUAGUAUGUGUACAUGUUCAUUUGACAUGUUAUUCACAUAUGUUUACACGAGAUGGGAAGGAACGGCUAAUGACUCAAGAGUAUUGAUGGAUGCAAUAAGUAGAGAAGAGAACAUAUCAACUUAA
Molecule: messenger RNA, 738 nt
Organism: Prunus dulcis (almond)
Lineage: Eukaryota; Viridiplantae; Streptophyta; Magnoliopsida; Rosales; Rosaceae
Exons: 2
Coding region: 334-738 (134 amino acids)
Source: RefSeq, a predicted model, not a curated record